Molecule: messenger RNA, 611 nt
Organism: Diceros bicornis minor
Lineage: Eukaryota; Metazoa; Chordata; Mammalia; Perissodactyla; Rhinocerotidae
Product: protein S100-A9-like
Exons: 3
Coding region: 118-495 (125 amino acids)
Biological process (GO): leukocyte migration involved in inflammatory response; response to lipopolysaccharide; chronic inflammatory response
Cellular component (GO): cytoplasm; extracellular exosome; nucleus
Molecular function (GO): calcium ion binding
Source: RefSeq, a predicted model, not a curated record
GCAACCUUCCCGUGAGAGGGCUUAGUGUCCCGGCAGGGGCAGCCUAUAAAUGCAGGGCCUGCACCGCGCUGUCAAACCUCUCUGUGUGGCUCCUUGGUGUGGACAGAGUGCAGGAAUAUGGUGGAAUUGUCCCAGAUGGAGAGGAGCAUAGAGACUAUCAUCAACGUCUUCCACCAGUAUUCUGUGCGGCUGGGGCACCCGGACACCCUGAACCAGAAAGAAUUCAAACAGCUGGUGCAAAAAGAGCUGGAAAACUUCCUCAAGAAUAAGAAGAAGGAUGAGAGAGCCAUAAAUCAUAUCUUGGAGGACCUGGACACAAAUGAAGACAAGGAGCUGAACUUCGAGGAGUUCAUCACCCUGGUGGCCCGGCUGACGGAAGCCUCUCAUGAGACGAUGCAUGAGAAUGCCCCUGAUCCAUAUCACCACAGCCAUGGGCCAGGCCUUGGGGAGGGUGGCCACUGCCAUAGCCAUGGUGGCCAUGGCCAUAGUCACUAAUCAGGCGGCCCGGCCGCCUUACCUUUUCUCCACUAGGGACACAGUGCUGUGUGCCACACUGCAUGAGCUGUGGGCCUGGGGGAUGGGGGAUGAAAUAAAGUCUUCCUCCAAGGCGG